Messenger RNA from Notothenia coriiceps (black rockcod), 3486 nucleotides. Its product is annotated as cAMP-dependent protein kinase catalytic subunit alpha-like. NCBI's taxonomy places the organism in Eukaryota, Metazoa, Chordata, Actinopteri, Perciformes, Nototheniidae. The annotation marks the transcript as partial. Gene Ontology annotation, cellular component: cAMP-dependent protein kinase complex; cytosol; nucleus. The record is from RefSeq and is a predicted model, not a curated record. The transcript is spliced from 5 exons. Gene Ontology annotation, biological process: protein phosphorylation. Gene Ontology annotation, molecular function: cAMP-dependent protein kinase activity; protein kinase A regulatory subunit binding; ATP binding.
GUGACAGAUUUUGGCUUUGCCAAACGUGUAAAGGGCCGGACCUGGACACUGUGUGGCACCCCAGAAUAUCUGGCCCCAGAGAUCAUUCUCAGCAAGGGGUAUAACAAGGCAGUAGACUGGUGGGCGCUGGGGGUACUGGUUUAUGAGAUGGCAGCAGGGUACCCGCCUUUCUUUGCUGACCAGCCCAUUCAGAUCUACGAAAAGAUCGUAUCAGGGAAGGUGCGUUUCCCAUCUCACUUCAGCUCUGACCUGAAGGACCUGCUGAGGAACCUGUUACAGGUGGAUCUAACAAAACGUUACGGAAACCUCAAGAACGGGGUCAACGACAUCAAGGGACACAAAUGGUUUGCAACCACUGACUGGAUUGCGAUCUACCAGAAAAAGGUGGAAGCUCCCUUCGUCCCCAAGUUCAAAGGACCAGGCGACACCAGCAACUUUGACGACUACGAAGAGGAGGAGAUCCGUGUCUCCUUUAAUGAGAAAUGUGCCAAGGAGUUUGCGGAGUUCUAGAGUUAGAAAGUGAGAGAGGAAGGGAGUAGGAAAGUCAAAGGUAAGCUGGUCAAGUGGGAGACGUAAGGAGGAAGUACUGUCUCCUGUCCAAUCACAAGCACCAGCUACAAACAGAGGGGGGGAAUGGGAUAGAGAAGGGAAAAAGAGCAAGGAGACUGAUAACCAGCAGUGUUGCCUUUUCUGUUGUAUUUAAUUUAUUAUUCUGUCUUAUUUAUGGAUCCCUUUAUAAUGAAGGUGUGCUUCAGAUUCAUGGGUGUUGGGAAGCCCACUUAUUUAGAGUUGCCUCUACACAUUUUAACACAAGAUCUUCCCGGCUCUUCUAUUGUUUCAUUCAUCAUUUAGUCACUUUUGGGCCACAUCACAGAGAAAGUCGGUUCUACUCUCCUGCAGGUUACAUGAAUUACAUGAUGCGUGGUGCAAUUCGAGGUCUCAGUCUGCACAAAGGUUUCUUGCAUUUAAACUGAAAACCUUCUCGUUGUUUUGUUAGCAAGAGGAGCAAUUAGAGGUGCAUUCAAUGAAUCACUCUCAUGCACUUUUUACAAUGUUUUCUAGUCUUUUUUUUUCCUUUAUAUACUUAAAACUCCACCGUUUCAUAUCAUACACAGCAUACGUCGAGUCAAAGUUGGCCAAAAGAAAAACUUAAAGUGGACGCAUUGCAUUCUCAAACAGGUUUCUGUCAGAUACAAGUGACACUUGGGGGGGAGGGGUCACUAAAGUUUACUCCAUCUAUACUUCUUAUCAUUGUAGGCAUAGCCAGGUUUGUGAACUCCAUGUGGCUCCAAUGAUAUCAUGUCAGGUUAACAAACAUGGACAUUUGGAUGGUUAUAUCUCAGUUUAAUGGCGUAGUGACGGAACAUUAUAACAUAAUGGUAUCUCAGGUUUGAACAUAUCACUUAAUAAGACAUUUUAUCAACAGAAAGCGUUAGGAUUAGCAGGUUAAGAAGACGUGUGAGACACUUGCUUAUGAUAUAGAUUUGGGAAUAUACUGUUCUGGUAAGCACUUAAAGGAACAUAAGGGAAUAUUUAGACUUUUGGUUUGCGUUUUCUGAAUGUUUCCUUCCAGAACAUUUGGUUUUCAAACGUGACAAAUCUGAUUUCAAAGCACUCGCUGUUUCUGCUCAGAGCUCACCUACUAGUCAAGUUGAUGCAGCAUUUUGAAUCAACCAUUAGGCCCUCCCACGAAUAGAGACCAUCCGAGGCAGAUUACCUUAAAACUGCGUCUAGUUGGUGCUCGAUGUGUUUAUGUUCAUCUCCCCAGCCCUCUCCUCUUAUCACUUGCUAAGUUGAGCCACACUCCACGCGACAGUCUUACAUUUGACAGAGACUCUUUCCCAUCUCUCUGUUUACAUGCUUAAUUUUUAUUUUAUUUUUCCAUGCAAAGAUGACUCAAUUAAAAAAGUUAGAAGAAGGUAGAGCACCUGGAGUUUAAGAGAGCUCAGACGAUACAAAAAAACAUCUCAGUGCACAGGAUACAAGCGGCCUGUUUAAAGUGCAAAAAGCUCUUCAGGUGCUCAAUGCCUCUUUAGCUCUUGAGCUACUAUGGCAAAUAACUGAAGCGAUGCGACAAAAUGGUGGUCUUACGGAGUUUAUAAAAGAAGACGUAGUGACAUUAGUGUCUGUUUCAAACAUUAAAAUGCCUUCUUCAUAGCUGUGUUGUGCCACCAAAAUGAAUAUGUUCCGUUUUGGUUCCAAGAGGUGCUCCAGUUCUUGUCUGAUUGCUUUAAAAAUCCAGAUAAGUUUGAUGCACACAAGUCCUUCCUGUCCAAAUAAAAAAAUUACACAUUUACAAGUUAACAUCAGUGUAAAUUCAAGGUGGGCUAAAUGAGAUGAUGUGAGGUCUAUGUAGCCCACAUUUCAUGGCCGGAUUAUCCAGCUAGUGGGGUCCGGGCCCCUAUUAACCCAUCCUCCCUCUCUCUGUACAUUAGACAGUAUCACUAUGCCGGAAUAUGACAUGACCCAGUUUUACUGUUCUGUAAUUUGACUUAAACACUACUUUGUGAAUAUGCAUCAUGUAAGCACAUCAUUACCAGAAUUAAUGAAGGUCUUAAAGGGCAAGUGAUUCAGCGUUGCACUUGAAUAAAACUUGCAAAAGACUUGCAGCAGAGGCUUGGAUUUAUAUAACUGUCACAUCAUACGGGAUGGAUGGUAGAGCGGGGAAAGAUUCUAAUGUCGACGUGCGACACAAUUUGACAACUUUUAUAGUCUAUUUUCUUUGACAAGUAAAGAAGCAGGAACUAUCUAAAGUCCCGUUCUAGUGUCAGAUAAAGUUGUGCUUUAGUAAUGUGUUUAAUUAAGUUAUAUUACUACAAACCAACUCAUACAGUUGACCUGGGGCUGUUGGGUGCUAUGGACAGUUGCUUUCCUAGUUGGUAGCCUCAACAGUGUCCAUUAAAAAAAAAAGGAUUUGGAUUAUUUUCAUAGAAAUGAGUCACAGUACAAGGCGACCAACUUGUGACCAAAAGGGUUGAUCCCCUCCCCCAUACACCCACUACUUUUCAUAUUGUUCUUUUUGAUUGAGAUGUGAAACAGCUGAAAAACAUUUCAUUGAUCAAUCUUGAGUGAAAAAUGAUAUUGGCAGAUUAAUGGUGGCAAAAGCUACAAAGUUGACACUCGGUUUCAGCCGGCUUAUUGUUUAUGAGUAAUUUAACUUUUAUUUUCCUUAUUCUUAUUAUUAUGACAUUGUUGUAAACCAAUUGUUGAGAAUUCACACUCGCUGUAUUACCUCCAUGUCAAGUUUAAUGUUGACUAUAUCAUCAUGGACAAAAUGUUUGAAGUUCUAAUAUUAUUCCGUGUCUCCUCGAUGUUUUUUGCAGUGAUACAACUUCCUCUUGAUGCAGGCACAAUGCUGGUACAUACUGUCGCACUUUUUAGGGAAAUGAGACCCCCAUGUAAACCAUGUUAACCCCCUACCCAUACACACACACACACACACACACACACACACACACACACACACACACACACACACACACACAC